Molecule: messenger RNA, 2440 nt
Organism: Tilletiaria anomala UBC 951
Lineage: Eukaryota; Fungi; Basidiomycota; Exobasidiomycetes; Georgefischeriales; Tilletiariaceae
Exons: 2
Coding region: 260-2326 (688 amino acids)
Biological process (GO): regulation of glucose metabolic process; protein phosphorylation
Cellular component (GO): mitochondrion
Molecular function (GO): pyruvate dehydrogenase (acetyl-transferring) kinase activity
Source: RefSeq, a predicted model, not a curated record
CCUAUAUCCUCAUAUCCCCACUUCUUCACAAGUCACAACUCGACGCGGUGACGAGUAACGUGCUGACGCCACGACCGCCAUAAUCAGUCUCGCUUGAAAGCCAGGAGACACGCGUCACGCGCUAACCUCUCCCCGUCAAAAGUCAAGUGAAGACGAAGCUCUCAGCAGCUUCCCCGCUCUCGACCGAAAGCUCAGCUCUUCUGUACUGCGUAGGGUCGUGUAUAUUCGUCGACGUACUUGAAGCUCUCGGAUAGGCAUCAUGCAUCCAAGCAAAAACGCUUGGUGGGCGCUUUUGCGCAGACGGCAAGCUCCGUCACGCCGGCAGCUUCCACCUGCACUUCGAGCCCCUCUUUCUCCGUGCGUACGCUUUCGUGCCACGGGCAGUGCAAAGAACCUAUCGACCUCAGCUGCGGCCUGCUCCGGCACGUCAAGCCAUGUCAACCGUCGCUACGAUUCCCCCGCUGCAUCAUCGUCCCGGACCCGUACCGGCAACGAUCCCUAUUCGUCAAAGGAGUCAGCGCUAGGUCGGCACUUUUACCUGAACAAGAUCCUUGAGCAAUGGGCGGCACGCCCGGCAACUCGCAUGACCUUGCGUCAAUUGAUAUUCUUUGGCAAGACGCUGGGAAAAGAUCGCGACAAGAUCAUCAAAAGCGCAAACUAUGUGCGGCAGGAACUGCCUAUCCGAAUCGCUCACAGAAUUAGAGACUUGCAGGCCCUCCCGUUCGUCGUCAUGACCAACAAGCACAUGGAAGACGUAUAUGACAAGUAUUGGGCAGCUUUCGAGAAGCUCAGAAAGUUUCCUCUCAUCAAGAACAUGGAUGACAAUGAACGUUUCUGCACGGAGCUGAAAGGCUUGCUGGAGGACCAUCUCACUAUCAUUCCGAGCCUCACCGUUGGUAUCGUCGAGUCGUCACACCACCUUCCUCCUCCACAGCUCGACAGCUUUAUGGAGCGCAUGUUACGAAGCCGGAUUUCUCGAAGGGUGCUUGCAGAGCAGCAUAUCGCCCUGUCUGAGGCUUUGGACGAUCCUUUCCAUUUCUUCAACGAUCACAAUACGCUUGACCAGCGCAUAUCCCCUGAGGAGGCAUCCGAGGGUGGUGAAGCAGAUAUGGGUGACCACAUCGGCAUCAUCUACACGCAUCUAUCAGUUUCUUCUGUGGUCCGCAAAGGCGACCGUCUGCUCCGCAAAAUGUUUGCGGCAGAACGUGGUAUCUCAGAGAGCGACCCCAUCAUUCCAGAAGUCACCGUCGAUGGCGAUCUCGGUGCACGUUUCGCGUACAUCCCCGAGCACCUCGAGUAUAUCAUCUUCGAAUUGUUGAAGAACGCGAUGCGCGCUACCAUGCGAAGGGAACUGCAGGAGCGCGAUGAUGUUCCAAUCCGCGUCACCAUCGUCGAAGGACCUGAAGACGAAGACAUCAUCAUCCGUGUAUCGGACAGCGGCGGCGGGCUUCCCGACGUUGCGAGUCAGCUUGGUGGCCCAGCUCUUGCGUCUCAAGUGGGGGCUCUUCCCGGCACAUUAAUGUCAAAAAGCACCACGAGCGCUGGAGCUUUCGGGAUCAACAUGCCGGGCCGGGCCAUGCAAUUAAGCACUGCAGACGCCUUUGGCGGCUCUCAAGCUUUCGUCGAUCAAAUCAACGAGAGCAUGGCGAUACGUCCUCAAUUCGUCUCUUCAUCUCCUGACAUGGACUCUGGCGAUGAUGGCGCACCCGUUCGGAGCUCAUACCAAGUCCCAUUCAUCUCGUCUUCGUCAGGCAUGAACGCCAAUGACGCAUUGAUCUCAUUUCUCUGCUCCUUCUCAAAUGUCCGGCGGAGGCUUGAGCUGGAAGCCGAGAUGCGUAAGCAGCAAGAGGAAAAGGGUCGCUCAUCCGGUGACAUCAUGACCGGCGGGCUGGGCAGCAGUAGACAACUGGAGGCUCUCCUCAACAUGGGGACAUUCAAAGGCACAGUCCGCGAGCAGGUGGUUGGCUCGCAUGCUUCAACCAUUUCUAAAGACUUGCCAGAUGCAGUCCCUUCGCUCUCUGCCUCGCCCGACUUGACCGGCAACCAGCGUAAGCACCCAUCGUGGGUACCGCAACAAGACAACCCCACGGAUUCGCCUUCAUCCUCGGUCGCUUCUCUCGUGGAAGGUUCAGGAGGAGUGGGUGGCAUCCGGAAUCCUGCAUCUGCUUCCGAGACAGGCCUGGGUCUACCUAUGACCAAGGUAUAUUGCGACUUUUUUGGGGGAAGCCUUGCAUUCCGCAGCCUGGACGGCCACAGUUCCGAUGUUUACGUGCGGCUGCCAAAACUAGGGACCAACAAGGAAAGAAUCGAGAGCGUGACACUGUAAUGUCGUGUGCUUUGGCCAUCUUCGUGUACAUUCUUGGCGAACCACUCGGUCUGAUCGAUCGGGUUGUUGCGAUACUGCAUAGAAACUGAAUGAACAUGGUUUUGCUAAUGUCAU